AUAUCCCACAUUACAGGGUCUGUCUUGUUGGGGGUCGAACAACCGUAUGUGAGAUAUCCACAGUGUUAUUAUAUUUUGCUGCGCCUACAAUUAUAAUAUAACGAAACACCCUAUGUCUUAUGAGAAUACAUACGUGUAAGAUAUACUCAACCAAUUUGCAAACUAGGUCAAUCGGUGAUGUUGCCUUGGUACUUCCUGAUUCCGGGGUUGACUGUGAAAAAUUUUUUAACACAAAUCGAUACUCUUGUUUACCGCCAGUACCGGCACCUAGCAACCGUAACGCAUUGUUUUGUGCGCGAAAAAAGAAAAGAUAAAAGUGAAAUUAACUGGUUACUGUGAAAAUGGAGGAGGAGAAGGAUAAAGAGGAAAGCGACGACUGGAAAAUGUUCGAAGUGGGGAACAGCAAGAGUCCGAUCGAGGUGGAGGAACCAGAUAUUGGUAAUGACUUGAUCACCACAUUGAGGAGUGACGUGGCCGGCCUCCAAUACAAACGGGAUAAAUUAAUAUCAGAAAACAGCGAGCUCAAAAACAUGAUGUUGUCACGAGACCAGCGAAUCCUGGAGCAGCAGGUGGAGCUGGAGCGGCUGCGCGAGCAGGCGGCGCGGCAGCUGGCCGUGGCGGGGUCGCUGCGCCAGCAGCUGGCGGCGGCGGGCGAGGCGCAGCGCGCGCUGCAGGCCGCCGCCGCGCGCCAGGACCUCGCCGUGCACACGCUCGAGCGCGACAACCGUUACUACGAGGACAAGGUCAAGGACCUCGAGAAGAAGCUGCGCUCGCUGGAGCUGGAGUGCGGCAGCGAGGAGCAGCAGAAGGAGAGCGCGCGAGCCCAGCUGCACGAGCUGCUGCGCCGCCUGUCCGCCGCGCUGGACGCCGACUGGGCCGACGCCGCGCACGCGCCCGAGACGCUCGUGAUGAAGGCGGCCGAGCUCGUGCAGGAGACGGCGCGGCUGAAGGGCCGGUGCACGCAGGCGGCGGAGGGGCUGGCGGGCGCGGAGCAGGAGCUGCGCAGCUGCCGCGACGCGCUGGAGCGCUGCGGCGCCGAGCGCGACGUGCUGCAGCGGCAGGCGGCGGCGCAGCAGCUGGAGCUGGCCCGCCUGCGCGCCGACCGCGACACGCUGGCCGCGACCGCGCGCGCGCUCGAGCGGGACCUGCACGCCGCGCGCGACCAGCUCGCCGUCACCGCCAAGAACCUCACCGUCGUCACCGACAACGUCAACCAGAACGACUCCAUUAUUAUGCAGCUUAAAGAGGACCUGCGUCAUCGCGAGGACAAGUACCAGCGGCUGCAGGCAGACUUCCGCAACACGCUCGAGUCGGUCGCCAUCCUGCUCAGUCUGCCGGCGAGGUUCGUCGAGGCUCACGAGAGCUCCAUCAAGGACAGAAUACGAGAGAUAUUGAGCGAAAACAAGGAUAAAACAGUGCAAAUCGAAGCGCUCCGCGAGAAGCUGUCGGUAGAAGCGCAGCUGCACGGGGAGGCGGCGGCGCGCGCUCGCGUGCUGCAGGAUGAACGCGCGCUGCUCGAGGCCAAGCUGUGCAAGCUGGAGGCCGAGCUGGCCGCCGCAGAGCUCGCACGGGACGGCCUCCGGAAGGACAAGGCCAAUUUCGUGUCGUUCCUGGAGCGCCUGGGCCGCACCCUCGGGCUGGAGGCGGCCGAGCUGCCGCCGCGCGCCGACGCCGUGUUGUUGCGCGCCGAGCAGCUGGCAAGGCUCGAGAGCGACAAGAUCGUCGAUAAGCUGGUGUAUUACGGGUACUAUGGCACGCUGCCGCGGCUGCGCAGGGAGCGGUCCUUACACGACCUGCCAUGCCUGAAGGAAACGGCGGUGGUGUACCAGCUGCAGCGGCGCGUGCGCACGCUCCGCGAGCAGCUGCAGCGCCGGGACCUGCAUCUCGACCUGCUGCGCCGCAAGCUCAGCGUGCAGGAGGAGAGCAGCCGCGCCCGCGCCGUGCUACAAGCGGAGCGCGACGAGGCGGCGGCGCGCGGCAAGAAGCUGGCGCGGCAGAGCGACAAGCUGGCGGCGCAGCUCAGCGACGCGCGCGCACAGAUACAGGACCUCCACGCACAGUUGGCUGAUGCUGCGGAAUAUAAGAUAACGUCGCUGGAGCGAGCGCGCAAGAUCGAGGAGCUGCAGAAGAAACUGGAGGAGUUGGAGAUGACGCGCGCCCGGUACAACCGGAAGGUGACGGUGCUACGCGACCAGGUGCGUUCGACGGGUGAAACCGUGGAGGCGGAGCGAGCAGCAAGUGACCACCAGGCGGCGCUGCUGCGCGACGACCUCGCGCGCGCCAAGCAGGCGCUGGCCGACGCGCAGAGGAGAGAGGCGCAGCUGUGCAGCUUCAGGAACUCGAUAGCCAAGCUGCUCGGCAUCGCGCUACCAGCUUCAGUCUCGGACCUGGAGAUGGUGUCUCGUCUGCAGAAGCUCAUCGACGCCCACCACGACUUCACCGUGGUGUCCCGUCGCUAUGAUGACCCCGCCCUGCUGCGCGCCGCGAGCCGCUCGCCGCCGCCCUCGCGCUCCCGGACUAGGACGCCUGAUAGGUCGCUCCGGUACGACGACUCCGGCUACGCGGACCCCGCCUUUGAUCUGGACGACGAGCUGUACAAGGCGCGCGCCGGCUUGUGACGCAGCCGCACCCGCCUCUACUGAGGAAGAUGACUCGAGGGACCAAGCGAUCUCGAGAGAACCAGACUAUUGGACCAAGCGAUCGCUAGAGACCCGGCGAUGGGGUUAGGCUGAAAUCAGACGGACUGCG
Plutella xylostella (diamondback moth) is the source of this 2748-nucleotide messenger RNA. Its product is annotated as coiled-coil domain-containing protein 170. NCBI's taxonomy places the organism in Eukaryota, Metazoa, Arthropoda, Insecta, Lepidoptera, Plutellidae. The record is from RefSeq and is a predicted model, not a curated record.